AUGGAGGGCCACAAUCGGUUGUACAACGACUACUUUGCAGACUCCUCGGUGUACCCUGACUACAUUUUUCGUCGCAGGUUCAGGAUGAAACGUGACCUGUACUCAUACGAUGCUCCUGCAGAUUCUCUCGACGAGUGCCUCCGGGUAGGGGAGAGCACCAUCAUUGAGAGCAUGAGGCGGUUCGUGCGUGCUAUUGUCGAGGUGUUCGGUGACGAGUACCUCCGUGCUCCGAAUGAGGAGGACACUGCUCGAUUGCUGGAUAUGAACCAGCGUCAAGGGUUCCCCGGGAUGCUUGGAAGCAUUGAUUGCAUGCAUUGGAGGUGGAAGAACUGUCCCACGGUGUGGUCUGGUUCAUUGAACGACAUCAAUGUGCUCCACCGGUCACAUCUCCUCGACAACCUUGCUGCCGGUGUAGCACCCAAGGUACACUACUCUAUUAAUGGACACCAUUACACAAUGGGGUACUAUCUUGCAGACGGCAUCUAUCCGGAGUGGGUGACGUUUGUGAAGCCCAUACAAGCUCCAGUUGGCAGGAAGCGGCAACACUUCGUGGUGCAGCAGGUGGCUGCAUGA
Phragmites australis (common reed) is the source of this 573-nucleotide messenger RNA. RefSeq lists its product as uncharacterized. The transcript has 4 exons. The record is from RefSeq and is a predicted model, not a curated record. Lineage: Eukaryota; Viridiplantae; Streptophyta; Magnoliopsida; Poales; Poaceae. Bases 1 to 573 code for a protein of 190 amino acids.